AUGGAUUGGUCAACGAAGCACUGUGCAACUAUUGACUGUGUGAAUAAGUCUGUGAUAUUUCAUCCACCUAGAUUACCUGAGUUUGUGUUUACUGGGAAUAGGGUGGUUCCUCCCCCAUGCCUGAUUUUUGUUAUGAAACCUGUUAAACUGCUUAGGAAGUGGUAUAGAGGGUAUAUGUGUUGUGUUUUGACUGUGACUUCUGAUAGUCCUACUAUAGAGAACAUUUUGGUAGUAAAUGAAUUUCCUGAUGUAUUUCCAAAUGAAUUGUCCGAAGAUUUAAUUGAUAGGGAAAUUGAGUUUACCAUUGAUGUUGUACCCAGGACACAAUCGAUUUCUAAAACCCCAUAUCGAAUGUCAACUUUUGAAUCGAAAGAAUUAAAAGUUCAACUCCAAGAAAUCUUAGACAAGAAAUUCAUCCACCCGAGCACUUCAUCUUGGGGUGCUCCAAUUUUGUUUGUCAAAAAGAAAGAUGGAUCUUUGAGGCUGUCUUAUUAUCGUCGAUUUGUGAAAGACUUCCCCAAACUUGCCAUGCCAUUCACACAGUUGACGCAGAAAAAUGUGCCAUUUGAUUGGACUGAUCAACGGGAGUCAGCCUUUCAAGAACUAAAGACCAGUAACGUGUCAUAUAAAGGUUUGGGAUGUAUACUAAUGCAAAAUGGUAAGGUGAUUGCUUAUGCCUCGCAACAACUCAGACCACAUGAAAAGAAUUACCCAACUCAUAACCUUGAACUUGCAGCUGUGGUUUUUGCACUAAAGAUUUGGUGCCAUUAUUUGUAUGGAGUGACUUGUGAAGUGUAUGCUGACCAUAAAAGCCUCAAGUACUUCACCCGAAAAGAACUGAACAUGAGACAGAGAAGAUGGCUAGAGUUGACUAAAGAUUAUGAUCUUCAGUUUUUAUACAAUCGCAAAUGCCUUGAGCCAAAAAUUUAUUGGAAAUUUGUCAUGUUUGCUCACUUUAUACAAUCGCAAAGUCACCAAAAGAGUUAUGCAGAUAUCUGGAGGCAAGAUAGAGAAUACGAAGUCGAGGAUCAUGUGUUCAUAAAAGUGACUCCAAUGAAAGGCCAGACACAGUUUGGUGUAAAGGGCAAGCUAGCACCGAGAUAUGUUGGGCCAUAUGAAAUCCUUGAGAAAAUCAACCCGGUGACAUAUCGGGUAGCCUUACUAUCAGUCAUAGAACAUAUUCAUAAUGUCUUUUACGUCUCAAUGUUACGGGAUUAUUUGAGAGAUCCAUUACAUGUUAUUGAGCGAACACAUAUACUUUUGAAGGAUGAUUACACUUACGAAGAACGACCAAUACAGAUUGUUAACUGCCGAAACAAAAGACUGAGGAAUAAGGAAAUCCCACUGGUAAAGGUUGAUUAUGAAGGAACCUAUGCAGCUUGGGAGACCGAAGAUAAUAUAAUGAAGAGAUACCCUGAAUUGGUCCGAAGAUAA
Molecule: messenger RNA, 1434 nt
Organism: Camellia sinensis
Lineage: Eukaryota; Viridiplantae; Streptophyta; Magnoliopsida; Ericales; Theaceae
Source: RefSeq, a predicted model, not a curated record